AUGCUACCCCACUCUGGCUCUACCGACGCCGUCCUGCCCGAGGGCGAACAUCCCUCGAAAGAAAGCUAUAGCGGAGCCGAUUCGGCCGACUACGCCGCACGCCCGCCUUUCUACAAGCGCGCCUGGUUUUGGCUCUUGUCCUUGUUGGCCCUCGCGAUCGUGGUCGUCGCGGUCGUGAUCCCCGUCUACUUCACAGUCAUCAAGCCGAAGCAACACAACGCCGUUUCGAGCGGCGCUACAGCUGCCCCGAAGCCCGUCCAGACCGCGGUUACGACUGGCGGAGACGGCAGCACGGUCACGAUGGAGGACGGUACCACAUUCACCUACAAGAACCAGUUUGGCGGUUUCUGGGUGAACAACCCAGAGAACCCUUUCGACAACUCGGCCCAAGCGAACUCCUGGACGCCGCCACUCAACACGACCUGGACGUGGGGCAAGGACCGCAUCUUCGGCGUGAACAUCGGCGGCCUCUUCGUCCCAGAACCGUUCAUCAUCCCCUCGCUGUUCGAAGCGAACCCCGGCGCGGUCGACGAGUGGACGCUGAGCACGAUCCUCGCGCAGAAGGGCCAGCUGCAAAGCGCGCUUGAGGACCACUACAACACGUUCAUCACCGAGCAGGACAUUGCCGAAAUCGCAGGCGCAGGCCUGAACUGGAUCCGCCUUCAGAUCCCGUUCUGGGCGAUCGAGGCGUGGAACGAUGUCGGCGUAGACGGCAACGGCCAAAAGGUCGCUGAGCCGUUCCUGGCGCGCGUCUGCUGGAAGUACGUGCUCCGGCUGCUGGGCUGGGCGCGCAAGUAUGGCCUCCGUGUCAACCUGGACCUCCACACGAUCCCUGGGUCGCAGAACGGUUUCAACCACUCGGGCAAGGACGGCUCGAUCAACUGGAUGAACGGCCCGAUGGGCCUCGCGAACGGAGAGCGCUCCCUCGACUACCAGCGUAUCAUCGCCGAGUUCAUCUCUCAGCCCGAAUGGAAGGACCUCAUCCCGAUCUUCAGCGCCAUCAACGAGCCGUUCAUGGCCAAGAUUUCGCGUCCUGUGGUUGAGUCCUUCUACUUGAAAGAGUACCAGACCAUCCGUGCGGCGACCGGGACAGGCGCGGGGAAUGGUCCCAUGCUUGCCAUCCACGACGGAUUCUCCGGGCCUGGCGGUUGGGCGAACUUCCUUCCAGGAGCCGACCGUGUCGCCCUUGACACCCACCCGUAUUUCGCGUUCAACGGCAAGGCCAACAGGGAACCCGUCAACGUCACCGCGGAUGGCGGAGACGGCCAAGAAUUGGGUGGCCAGUGGCCGCUUGAUGCCUGUAAUUCGUGGGCGGGAAUGAUGAACACCAGCCGUACCGCCUUUGGAGUGACGUUCGCCGGCGAGUUCAGCAACGCGAUCAACGACUGUGGCCUAUACAUCAACGGCGUCAACGAUGACGGCCCAAACGCCGCUGCGUACGGCCCCGGAUGCCCCUACUGGGAGGACGCUUCCGGAUGGUCGGACGAGACCAAGCAGGGCCUGCUCAACUUCGCGCUCGCGAGCAUGGACGCGCUCGGCGACUGGUUCUUCUGGACCUGGAAGAUCGGCCCCUCGUCGACGACGAACAGCGUGCGCGCGCCGCUCUGGUCGUACCAGCUCGGGCUCCAGAAUGGCUGGAUGCCGACAGACCCCCGUACCGCUUCGGGCAAGUGCGAGCACCUCGGCGUCCAGAUGCAGCCCUUCAACGGCGAGUUCCAGUCGUGGCAGACGGGUGGCGCGGGCGCGGGAGUGAUUGCUCCCGGAGCGACUGCAGACCUCGCGUGGCCGCCACAGCUCAUGAACGUCGACGCGGCAGACAUGGCGCGUCUCCCCCAGUACACGCCCACGGGCACGAUCCCGACGCUUCCCCCGCCGACAUUCAGUACGCCAGGGGUCACCGUCACAGCUGCUGUCGGCAACGGGUGGACGAACCCGCAAGACACCACGCCAGCGCAAACUCCGAUCCCAGGGUGCGCGUACCCCGACGCUUGGGACGCGGUCAACGCUGCGAUUCCUGCUACGGGAUGCCAACCGGGCGCGUAGGGGGUGGACUGUUGCUGUUGUCGGUGUUGCUAUCUUUAUGCGUGCGUGCUUCAUCCACGUUUUGCACCCCCAUGGACACGGGCUACAGGGCAGUGUGCCUAGUCCCAUUCGCUCUUUCGCUUUCGAGCAUCUUGGUCAUGAAGGUUACGGACUUCGCAUACGCAUACGAGCGGAUUAACGUACUGUAGUCGCUAUGAUAGUGGACAUUUUGGUUCUCCUAAUGCAUGUCGUUCUAGCAUUGAACACUCCAUCACCAAAGUGCGACUCACCGUGGAUAAAUUCGGCAAACGUAGUGACUAUAUGCGCAUACUGGCAGUUGAUGUGCGUAGCGUUGUUGUGUAUAGAGAACGUCCUAUACCUAGAUGCCUUCAAGGAUCCUGGAAAUUUCAAUAUAUAAAC
Messenger RNA from Trametes versicolor FP-101664 SS1, 2442 nucleotides. RefSeq names its product glycoside hydrolase. Gene Ontology annotation, molecular function: beta-glucosidase activity. Gene Ontology annotation, cellular component: cell surface; extracellular region. Lineage: Eukaryota; Fungi; Basidiomycota; Agaricomycetes; Polyporales; Polyporaceae. Gene Ontology annotation, biological process: glucan catabolic process. Bases 1 to 2043 code for a protein of 680 amino acids. The transcript has 6 exons. The record is from RefSeq and is a predicted model, not a curated record.